Cicer arietinum (chickpea) is the source of this 1635-nucleotide messenger RNA. RefSeq names its product protein trichome birefringence-like 3. Gene Ontology annotation, molecular function: O-acetyltransferase activity. The record is from RefSeq and is a predicted model, not a curated record. Gene Ontology annotation, cellular component: Golgi apparatus. NCBI's taxonomy places the organism in Eukaryota, Viridiplantae, Streptophyta, Magnoliopsida, Fabales, Fabaceae.
AAAACUUACUAUGCUUUAACUUCACUCCUACUCAAAAAAUGCAUAAAACCUUUCCUAUAAACUUUUUCUACAAUGUCCUCAUCAUUCUGUUGUGCUUUGCAUUAAUUCACUCUCUUUCUUCUCACUAUUAAGCUUCUUCUUUCAUCCUCUUCCUCAUGAUCCUUUCAGGAAUAAUGAAGGUUCAUAGAGGAAAGUUUCCUCUUUCUGUCAUUGUCAUCACAAUUUGUGUUCUUGUCUUCAUUGCUGUUUUGUAUGCUGAGAGGCUCAGUUUUCUUUCUUCAAACUCUAUAUUCAAGUUCAAAACUUGUCCUAGAAAGACCACUAAACCAAAAACUACAGGUGAGAAGAAAGCUGAUGAGGAGAUUGUAAAUACAACAUGGAUUGAUGACAGGUUUGAUUUUGACUCAGAGGAAUGCAAUGUUGCAAAUGGAAAAUGGGUGUUUAAUCAAUCAAUAAAGCCAAUCUACACUGACAUAAGUUGUCCAUAUAUAGAUAGACAAUUUUCUUGUAUAAAGAAUGGUAGAACAGAUUCUGAUUAUCACCAUUGGGAGUGGCAGCCAGAAGAUUGUACCUUGCCAAGUUUCAAUCCAGAGUUAGCCCUCAAAAAGCUUCAAGGGAAAAGGCUACUUUUUGUUGGGGAUUCACUGCAAAGAAAUCAAUGGGAAUCUUUUGUCUGUUUGGUAGAAUGGGUCAUACCUGAACAGCAGAAAUCUAUGAAAAGAGGGACUAGUCAUUCAGUCUUCAAAGCCAAGGAAUACAAUGCUACUAUAGAAUUCUAUUGGGCCCCAUAUCUAGUAGAGUCCAACACUGACAUAAAUAUCAUUGGAGAUACAAAGAAAAGGAUUAUAAAAGUUGAUACUAUUACUGAAAGAGCCAAAAAUUGGACAGGAGUGGAUAUUCUUGUUUUCAAUACUUAUGUAUGGUGGAUGAGUGGUUCUAGGAUUAAAUCAUUAUGGGGUUCAUUUGCUAAUGGACAAGAAGGGUAUGAAGAAUUUGACACACCAGUUGCUUACAAGCUAGCUUUGAAGACUUGGGCUAAUUGGGUUGACUCAACUAUCAAUCCUAACAAAACAAGGGUCUUCUUCACAACAAUGUCACCUACACACACAAGAAGUCAAGAUUGGGGCAACAUGAAAGAUGAGAAAUGCUUCAAUGAGACAAAGCCAGUGAGAAAAAAGAAGCAUUGGGGAACUGGUUCAGAUAAACGCAUAAUGAGUGUGGUAGCAAAAGUUGUAAAGAAAAUGAAAGUUCCAGUGACAUUCAUCAACAUAACACAAAUAUCAGAGUAUAGAAUUGAUGGUCAUUCUGCAGUCUACACUGAAACUGGAGGAAAAUUGUUAACUGAUGAAGAAAGGACUAAUCCACAAAAUGCAGAUUGCAUACAUUGGUGUUUGCCUGGAAUUCCAGAUACAUGGAAUCAAAUAUUUUUGGCAAUGUUAUAACAAAAUAUAUGUUGCACAAAAAUCAUAUCAUAUUUUUUUAUUUUUCUCUUGUGACAUGAAGAUGUCCAUUAUUUUGUUUGUGUACAUUAAUCUACCAAUGUCAUUUGUGUGAUAUAAAUAUACAUACAUCUUGUCUUCAAUAUCUAUCUAUAUGGAGAUUACAGAAGACAAAACCACCAAGUUUCAAAAUUAA